Molecule: messenger RNA, 4022 nt
Organism: Erpetoichthys calabaricus (reedfish)
Lineage: Eukaryota; Metazoa; Chordata; Cladistia; Polypteriformes; Polypteridae
Gene: ehmt2
Product: euchromatic histone-lysine N-methyltransferase 2
Exons: 28
Cellular component (GO): nucleus
Molecular function (GO): histone methyltransferase activity; protein-lysine N-methyltransferase activity; p53 binding
Source: RefSeq, a predicted model, not a curated record
UGGGCGGUUCAAAGAAUGGGGCGUGGUUAUAGUGCAAUGACGCUUUUAGAGUGAGACACCCGGCGGACCAGCUAUGGCUUCUAUACCGCGGUCGGUGGAGGGUGAUCAUAAAGGAUCAGAAGACAGUCCUGUGGUGGAUGAUUUGACUUCAUCUCACCAUAGCUCCACUGACGAAACAGGUACAGUGAAGGGGGCUGUGGAAACGGUUUGGAUGGGAGGUCUAAUGUCACAACAGGUUGACUGUACAAAGGAUGGGGAACAGCAAACGGUUGAUACUGCAGGAGAAGGGAGGGAAUUUGACAGUUUAACUGGAAGAAACAAUCAGAGAGAGCUGAAUGAAACAGGCAGUUUGAAGACUGCUUAUGUAGGUGCGCCAAACAGGGGUCUGCCAGGUCAUGCAACUAAGACCAUGGCAUUCACUCCCCCUGCUAAAACCAGUAUUGGCAGUGCUCCAGGCCGUGCAAAAAUGUCUUUGACAGGAACUGGAAAGUCACCCCCUUCAGUGCAGAGCCUGGCAAUGCGCUUGUUUACCUUUCCAGGGUCAGGUGGGCCUGGAAGAAGUUCUCCAGAAGUUGCUGAAGCUCCUGUAGCUCCAAAAGUACACCGAGCUAGGAAGACUAUGCAUAGACAAUCUGGAGGACAGGCCCGACGACUGGAAUCUUCCUUCGUAAUGACAGACAACUCUUCGUCACCUACUAAUGACCUUCUAGAAGCGGAUAACUCUGUGGCUGUUAAAAGACAAAGACUGGAUGUUUCUUCAGAUACUCUACAAGUGAUAGACCAAGAACCUAUAGCAGAAACGGUUGAGUAUACUGUUGAAGGAAGCCCAGACCCUUCUUUAAUGCAGGAAUCAGGGCUUUCUCCAAGGGAGGAAGAAGAUGCAGAAAAUAAUUCACCCAAUGUGGGGGAUCCUGAUCCAACAAUAACUGGUAUGGAAACACUUGGGGCAGAGCCUGCUGAAAAUGAUCCUGAUGAAGAGCAAACUGAUCAUUUUGAGGACUGGGAAACCGAAGUUGGAGAAGAGUUUCGUCUGUUCUACGACUAUUCAAUGGAUGAGCGAGCUGAUUCAGACAGCAAGUCAACAGAAGAUGGUGCAGCAGAAGACAGGCUUACAGAAGGAGAUGAAGAUGAAGAGUCAGAGAACCAUUCUGAUAGAAGCUCAGGUUCAGGUGUAAGAAAGAAGGCAAAGAAAAAAUGGAAAAAUGAGAACCCCUGGAUUAAACCAACUCGUAAACGAAAGAAGAAAGGAAACCGUGUAGUCACAGGUGCCAAUGGACCAAGUCCAGUCACCAGUGAGUACACAGAGGUGCCAUUAGAGUCACUGGAGCUUCACCCUGGAGAACACCUAUCGCCCCAGCAUCCAGGCGUGUCCAAUGAUGCCAGUUCAAUGGAAACAGACAAACUGGAGGAACUGCCUCUUUGCAGCUGCCGAAUGGAAGCUCCUAAGAUUGACCGUAUCAGUGAAAUGGCCAAGAACAAAUGCAUGGCAACAGAAAGCAUUGAUGGUGAGCUGAGUGGUUGCAAUAACACUAUUGUGAAAAGAGAAACAAUGCGUCCUUCUAGCCGAGUUGCCCUGAUGGUUCUCUGUGAGCAACACCGGGCAAGAAUGGUCAAACAUCAUUGUUGUCCAGGCUGUGGCUACUUCUGUACUUCUGGAACUUUCUUAGAGUGUCAUCCAGACUACCGCAUUACCCAUCGGUUUCACCGCACCUGUGUGUCCCAACUUGGUGGGCUCCUUUUCUGCCCACACUGUGGAGAAGAUGCCUCCGAGGCUCAAGAAAUCACCGUGGCAAAAGCCGAUACCUCUAGUGCUACAGCAAUCAGUGCUCCACCUCCUUCCAGGGCAGAAGGGGAUGGACGACCAGACUCCACACAAACCAGUGCUAGGAUGCGAGGUUGUGGUGAACUUCGGAAAGGUCCUGCUCUGGUUACUCCUGACAGUAUUGAUAGCUCAGGUCCCAGUGUCGCACUCCCUUCAACUCUAGUAUUAUCAGCCAGUGGACUGCCCCCAGGACCUAGCAGGAUAGCUCUGGAGAGAGCACUGGUCACUCAGGAAGCAGAAAGGAGGAAGAAACUACGUUUUCAUCCAAGACAGCUUUACCCAGCUGCCAAACAGGGAGAACUACAGAAAGUUUUGCUGAUGCUGAUUGAUGGCAUUGAUCCAGGUUAUCAGACUGAUCAGCAUAGUAGAAGGACGUCUCUACAUGCUGCAGCACAACGUGGCUACUUAGCAGUUUGUCAUAUUUUGGUGCAGGCAGGUGCAAAUAUUGAUGCUAAAGACAAGUCUCUGAAAACUCCUCUUUUGGAAGCUAUUGCCAACAACCACCUGGAGGUUGUGCAGUAUCUGGUACAACAUGGAGCAUGUGUCUACAAUGCUGAAGAAGAUGGCUCGACUGGUCUUCAUCAUGCUGCUAAACUUGGAAAUCUGCAAAUGGUUAACCUGCUACUAGCCACUGGCCAAGUGGAAGUGAAUGCUCAGGCAUGAACUUUUUCAUAUGAAAAAUUAAUGCAGAAAUUUUUCAUUUUAUAUUGACAGGACAAUGGUGGUUGGACUCCUAUAAUCUGGGCUGCUGAGCACAAACAUAUUGAUGUAAUACGUGCUCUUUUGGCCAGGGGAGCUGAUGUCACCCUUCAAGACAAGGAAAGGAACAUUUGUCUUCACUGGGCUUCAUUUGCUGGCAGUGCAGACAUCGCUGAGCUCCUCCUUAAUGCACAGUGUGAUGUACACUCAGUCAAUCUUCAUGGAGACACUCCACUCCAUAUUGCUGCUCGUGAAAGUUACCUUGAAUGCGUUGUUUUGUUCCUAUCACGAGGAGCUAGCAUCAAUGUUAAAAACCAAGAAGGUGAUACACCUCUGGACCUUACAUUGGCCAACACACCUGUGUGGUUCGCAUUGCAGUUAAACAAACGACUUCAUCAGGGUAUAGCCAAUCGGUCUGUACGGACAGAGCGGAUUAUCUGUAGAGAUGUGGCACAGGGCUAUGAGAACGUCCCUAUACCCUGUGUGAAUGGAGUGGAUGAAGAACCCUGUCCCACAGACUACAAGUACAUCUCUGAAAACUGUGAGACGUCAGCAAUGAACAUUGAUCGAAAUAUAACUCACUUGCAGCACUGCAAUUGUGUGGAUGACUGCUCUUCAAGCAACUGCCUCUGUGGUCAGCUUAGUAUUCGCUGUUGGUAUGACAAGGACCGACGCUUACUGCAAGAAUUCAACAAAAUUGAACCUCCCCUGAUAUUUGAGUGUAAUCAAGCCUGCUCCUGUUGGCGAACUUGUAAAAACAGAGUGGUGCAAGCUGGAAUCAAGGUUCGACUACAACUCUAUCGUACUGCCAAGAUGGGCUGGGGUGUACGAGCACUUCAGGACAUACCUCAGGGGACUUUCAUCUGCGAAUAUGUUGGGGAGCUGAUUUCUGAUGCAGAAGCAGAUGUCAGAGAAGAUGACUCUUAUCUUUUUGAUCUUGAUAACAAGGAUGGAGAGGUGUACUGUAUUGAUGCUCGUUAUUAUGGAAAUAUAAGCCGCUUUAUCAACCACCUUUGUGAUCCUAAUAUCAUCCCAGUCCGUGUAUUUAUGCUGCACCAAGACCUACGGUUUCCACGCAUUGCAUUCUUCAGUAGUCGUGACAUCCAAGCAGGACAGGAGCUCGGCUUUGACUAUGGAGAUCGUUUUUGGGACAUUAAAAGCAAGUACUUCACCUGUCAGUGUGGAUCAGAAAAAUGCAAACACUCUGCGGAAGCCAUUGCCCAGGAACAGAGCAGACUGGCCCGUCUGGAUGCCUUCCAAGAAACUGUGCCUGAUUCUGGGGUUCCUGCCCUGGGAACUUCUUGAGGCUUCAGGCUUUGGUCUACCACGUAGGCCUCGCUUGAGGAGUUUUUUUUUCCCACCCACAUCUUGCUGUAUCUCAUGGCAUUUUAGAUUUUUUUUCCAAAAGUACUUUGUUUAAUUUUUACACUGUGAUUGUCAAUGUUUUUAUUGUUGUUGUAAGAAAUAGCCUGCCAUCAAAUCAUUAAACUAAGAAAAAGUU